This is a messenger RNA of Neocloeon triangulifer, 2154 nucleotides long. RefSeq names its product S-adenosylmethionine synthase-like. Bases 326 to 1537 code for a protein of 403 amino acids. The record is from RefSeq and is a predicted model, not a curated record. The transcript is spliced from 3 exons. Lineage: Eukaryota; Metazoa; Arthropoda; Insecta; Ephemeroptera; Baetidae. Gene Ontology annotation, biological process: S-adenosylmethionine biosynthetic process. Gene Ontology annotation, cellular component: cytosol. Gene Ontology annotation, molecular function: ATP binding; methionine adenosyltransferase activity.
UGACAACUACACACAACACAACCUGUAUGUAAUUUGAGGGCUUUGAACUUUGAGAAUUUUGAACGUACGAAGGAAUACAGAAAGCCCUGGGAUUCGAAGAUUAACCGAUCGUCGACCGGCAAGUGCGAGAAUGCGCACUUUUGAUGACUGGUUCGCCCAAAUGCCGCAUGCGCCCGCCAUCGCCAGCCAUUUAGGAUUUUUGAAGGUAGAAGGAGGAACGAGCACCGCACUGCAUUAUCGUGCAGACCCAUCGAGCACAUUGCCGAAGCGCAGAAAGAACCGAGCGUCCGACAGCAACUUCCACAGCUAAGCUGAAAUACAGACCAUGCCCGAAUCGGCGACAUCUUACAUGAACGGCUUUUCCAAGCAGGCGAGCAACGAGGGCCAUGUGGGCCAGACGUUCCUCUUCUCAUCCGAGAGCGUCGGCGAGGGCCACCCGGACAAAUUGUGCGACCAGGUGAGCGACGCCGUCCUGGACGCCCAUCUGCGCCAGGACCCGAACGCCAAGGUGGCCUGCGAAUGCGUCACCAAGACGGGCAUGAUCAUGUUGGUCGGCGAGAUCACCUCCAAGGCCAGCGUGGACUACAACAAGGUGGUGCGGGACACGAUCAAACACAUUGGCUAUGACGACUCAUCCAAGGGCUUCGACUACAAAACCUGCAGCGUUCAGCUGGUGCUGGACGAGCAGUCGCCCGAGAUCGCCAGCGGCGUCCACCUCAACCGCAAUGACGACGACAUUGGCGCCGGUGACCAGGGCCUCAUGUUCGGCUACGCCACCGACGAGACCGAGGAGUGCAUGCCCCUCACCGUGGUGCUCGCGCACAAGCUCAACGAGAAGUUGGGCGAACUGAGACGCAACGGGACGCUCUGGUGGGCGCGACCUGACUCGAAGACCCAGGUCACCUGCGAGUACCAGUUUGAUGGCGGCGCCUGCGUGCCCAAAAGGGUCCACACUGUUGUUGUUUCCAUUCAACACAGUGAGAAGGUAACCUUGGACCAGCUGCGCAAGGAUGUGAUGGAAUUGGUGGUCAAGGCUGUCAUCCCUGAAAAGUACUUAGAUGCAAACACGGUCUACCACAUCAACCCCUGCGGAGACUUCCACAUCGGCGGCCCUCAAGGAGACGCCGGCCUCACUGGACGCAAAAUUAUCGUGGACACUUACGGAGGGUGGGGUGCGCACGGCGGCGGCGCUUUUUCUGGAAAGGAUUUCACCAAGGUGGACCGUUCGGCAGCUUACGCGGCCCGUUGGGUGGCAAAGUCCCUGGUCAAGGGGGGUGUGUGCCGACGCUGUCUGGUGCAGGUCUCGUACGCUAUUGGAGUGGCCCAACCUUUGUCCAUCACUGUCUUCGACUACGGCACUUCAGGCAAAACCGAAGACCAACUGCUUGAGAUUGUGAACAAGAAUUUUGACCUGCGGCCUGGCCACAUCGUCAAGGACCUGAAUCUGCGCAAUCCCAUUUACCAGCAGACCAGCACGUACGGACACUUUGGACGAGAUAUCUUCCCGUGGGAGCAGCCCAAGCAGCUGGUUCUAUGAUGAGCAGCACGCCGAUUUUGUUCUCCUAAAGACCAAUGUGACUGUUGUUCUCGGUUUCUUGCACCACUCGCUGAUUUGAUGCCCUCUUGAUCUUUUUUUUCUGACAGACGUUUUUGAAUUUUUUCCUGAUUUUCUGUAGAGGCGGUCGGUCGCCGCCUUACCUUUUACUGCUGUGUUCGAAUUUUUAUCAAAAUAAGGGUAGCUUUCAACAAAGACACACUUUUGCACCGAUAAUAGGGCGGUUUCCUAAUUAGCUAGCUGCUUUUGAUUGGUCGUACGAGUGCAUAAUUUUUGUGCAAUUUACGUGGCCGGGAAGGAAAUUCCCGUCAUUUGUGGGUAGGGCUUGUAUUUAAAAGUGACAGACUAGUAGUUUGUGCAUUCGGACGACGCGUGGCUAAUUUGGAAACCGAGCUCGAGGCACAUUGAAAACACAAUGAGUAUUAAUGAGAGUAUGGUUGAUCAUCAUUACUAUUGUAAUUGAUUCGAUUAAUUGAACGAUUGGAAGUAUUACUUCUCUGUGAACUGUAUUACUAAAAUUUGAAUAAACAAAUUAUUAGCUGAAUAUUUGUUUAGUUUGUGCAGAUAUUACCUUAAAAAUAAAAAAAUUUAAUACACAA